UUCUGUCUGGCAGGUUGAGAGGGGAAUGUGAAAGUGAGAAUUUUAACAAGGUAACCAGGAAACAGGACGACAAGGCGUCCAAUCCGAUGGAGCUUCAGCAGUCGUGACUUACACAAGCUUGUCAAGCUGAGGGUUUUUCUUGUUUUCUUUUUUGAAGCUGUAAGCUCAAGCGAUAAAGAACCGCACGAAAUCCAGUUUUUGUGUUGGUGGUUGGAAGGUUAUUAGUGGACAGGAGAAUGAGAGAAGAGGUGUCCUGCACCAACUCCCCUGAAGGAGGACUGGGGGCCAGCGAGGAAGAGCUGGAGAGAGGAUCAAAAAAGACCCUUCAACCAGGAAAUCGAAAACGCUCCCCUUAUCCCAAAAAGGACAGCCUCAGUCAGGCAGAGGAGAGCAGCACAGGCAGCUCCAGCAGCCUGCUACCGUCGGGGCCAAAGAGGAUGAAGAAAAGCCCCUCAGCGGUCGUGUCAUUGGCCCCGACGACUUUGGGCCCCAGGCCCGAGGCGCCCUUCGAGGAGCUCCACUCUCAGCGCGUCAUCGCCAACGUGCGGGAGCGUCAGCGCACUCAAUCCCUGAACGACGCUUUUGCCUCUCUGCGCAAGAUCAUUCCCACGCUACCUUCGGACAAGCUGAGCAAGAUCCAGAUCCUGAAGCUGGCCUCACGCUACAUCGACUUCCUCUACCAGGUGCUGCAGAGCGAUGAGAUGGACGCCAAGCUGGCCAGCUGCAACUACCUGGCCCAUGAAAGACUCAGCUACGCCUUCUCCGUCUGGAGGAUGGAGGGGGCCUGGGCCAUGUCUACCAGCCACUAGGACCCCACUGAACUUCUCUUGUACACCCUCUCGUGUCCACAUCUUCCCUCCCUCCCCAGCUCUGUCCGUGUCUGCACUCAUUUCCUGACCUUUAAGCCUCCUUCUCCCCUCAUGGUCUGAUCUUAACCUUCUCAUAAACCUCUGCAGUCCUUUCUUGUCUCACUCCACCUCCAUAGUUGAACACGCUUUAAGUUACUGAAAUCUCCAAAACCUAACCCCGUUCCCCUCCACUCUUUCCACCUCUUUUUCCCUUAUCUGUCCCACAGUUUUUUCCCAGGGCUAUGAUUCGCUCCACUGCAGCCCUUCAGAAAACUGACAAACGGAAACUUCACUACACUUGAAGAAAUUGGUUCCUGCCUUGACAAAUAUCUCCACUUUAAAAAACAAAAAAACAAAACAAAAAAAAAAGGAAAAGAAAACUUUCUCUUUUUCUGGACAAGUCUGGCCUCCGUGCGGUCGCCCGGCCUUCACCGAGUGUUCCCGAAACUCUGGUGAAGAUCCCUCGACGGUCCGACGAAGAGCUGAACACUUUGAACGAUGAAACUGAAAUGGACUUUUUAAAAAAAAUAAAAAAAUAAACAAAGAUCAACGAACAGCUGGCCUGCGGUGACAAUGAAACAAAAUGGCUGCUGGUUCGAGUGCCUUCGGUUACACGGCGAUAACCACCACGGCGAGAUCCACCCAACUCUUCACAGUGGAUGACUCACUGCCAGACAGACAUUAAGAUGACUAAUGAUAAUGGCACAGUGAUGGUUAGAGGGCGGUCACAGCCAAUGAAUGUUUACAGCUAAAAUGCUAAUAAGCUAAUCGCUCUGGCUCUGAAGACCCCGUCUUGAGGGAAGAGGAAGAGCACGAGGAAUUUGGCGUAGAUCUUCGACUUUGUAAUAACUGGAUCGCUUUCUGUGUAUUUUGUGGGUUUUAGAGUGUAUGUGAAUUGGUAUACGCACACUGUAUUACUUUAAACUCUGCUUAUCCUUUGCUCUCGCCUUUAAUGGAAAAAAAGGGAAAAAGUCUUGAUACCACCACUGAUCCCAGUUCAGCCCCCUCUGUUUUUCAUUUUACUCUUUUCUAGUAGAAAGCUGCAUUUUGUAUUGCAAGAAAAUCUCAUUUAAGUAGUUUUUUUCUGUUUGUUUUAAUUCCAGCAGCUUUAAAAUAUCUUUGCAAGCUUAUUUUCAUUGAAAAAAAAACACAAAAAUAAAACAGCAGAAAUUUUCGUAUAAAAUGUGCCAAAGUGGCGGCAAAGUGAUUUGAGCCACAGCAGAUUCAUUUGUAACCAUGCGGUUUAAAAGUGUUGCUUUUGUACUGCUUUGAAUUUGCUUAUGAUCAUCUCUCUUGUGUGAUAUCCUGUGGAA
Molecule: messenger RNA, 2161 nt
Organism: Neolamprologus brichardi
Lineage: Eukaryota; Metazoa; Chordata; Actinopteri; Cichliformes; Cichlidae
Product: twist-related protein 2-like
Biological process (GO): developmental process; regulation of transcription by RNA polymerase II
Molecular function (GO): DNA-binding transcription factor activity, RNA polymerase II-specific; protein dimerization activity; RNA polymerase II transcription regulatory region sequence-specific DNA binding
Source: RefSeq, a predicted model, not a curated record